UUCUAUUUCUUUUUCAUUUUCUUAGCCGGUGAAUGCUUCACUAUAUCAACCUGCCGCUCCAGCCUUCACCCUACCCUUAAUAAACCAAUCCUGUCACCUGGGUACCACCGCUACCCUCUCAUGCCAGGUGUGUGGUCGACCACGCCCUAUGAUCACCUGGAGGGACCCACAGGGGGACAUCAUUGCCCCCUCUACCAGGACCAACGUCUGGGAGAGGGAUGAUGGUAUGGUGUUCUUAGAGAUCAGGGCUAGCUGUAAGCUGGAUAAUGGUGUCUAUACAUGUACAGCUAGUAAUGAUGCAGGAUCCACUGAAUGCAAAGCUCUGCUCAGGAUUAUAUAUCGGCCAGGCCCUCCCAGUAUACCCAUACUGUGUGAGAGAAGACCACACUCGGUGACGUUACAAUGGGAACCCUCUCACAACACAGGCAAUGCGGAGAGUGUCACAUACAAUGUAGAAUAUGCUCAGAUCACUCACAAUACCCUUCACUGGCAGACCUCCUGUGCUAACAUAGCCCACACCACUCACAAGGUGGACGCCCUGUCUGCUGGGGCAUCUUAUAAGUUUAGAAUCACGGCUCAGAACGAUGUUGGGUGCAGUGAUAGGGGCGAGACCACACCCGCAGUCACUCUUCCCGAUGAUACAGCUCUUGCAAGGAGGGAAAGCAACCUGUAUUGGCAGCACACAUGGAGUACAGACUUCAACAUCACAAGAGAGAUUGGAAGGGGAAGGUUUUCAUCCACUCAUGCCUGCACCCGGUCCCAACAACAGAGGACACUAGCAGCUAAGUUUAUCAGUAAGCGUUUGAUGGAUCUAGAGCAGGUUCAGCAUGAAGCGUCGAUGAUGCAGCCUCUUCAGCACCCAUUGAUCUGUUCUUUACAUGCUACAUACGAGACUCAUGGACAGUAUAUCUUAGUCUUAGACCUAAUUCCUGAUGGAAGAAUUCUAGAGUACCUGGUGAGCCUGUCUCAGGUGACUGAGAGGCAGGUCAUUGGCUUCAUCAGACAACUGGUACAAGCAGUUAACUAUCUACAUUCAAAUGGAAUCAUCCAUCUAGACAUCAAGCCUGAGAAUGUAAUGAUGGAAAAAGCUUUGGGUCGAGCACAGAUCAAGCUGAUUGACUUCGGUGAUGCAAUGGAUCUCUGGUCUUCACCUCCACCCUUCUACCAUGAACUCAAUGCUAACCCUGAAUUCUGUUCUCCGGAGCUCCUCGGUGGAAAUGAGAUUGAUUAUGGCACAGACGUAUGGAGUAUUGGAGCUCUUUCAUAUGUCAUGCUGAGUGGCAUCUCACCAUUUCUUGAUGAAAGCCUUGAGGAGACCAAUAUGAACAUCAUCCGUGUUGACUACAGCUUUCCUGAGGAGUACUUCAAGAACGUCAGUCAGAAUGCCAAACACUUCAUCACAGGACUGCUUCACGCAGAUUCAAGUGAAAGAAAGACCACCUCCGAGUGUUUGAUGAAUCACUGGUUUGCUCAGACCUACUCCGCUCAAGAUGACCCCGCCCUCAUGCACAGAGCCAGGCUAGAGGACUUCAUACACAGGAGGAAAACGCAGCACAACUUUGUAUCAGUGAAAAUAAAUAGGAGGUAACACAGACAUCCAUCUCUAGAAUGAGAUGUCACAAAAGAACAUUCUCUUACCGAGCUGCGCCAUCUAUCCAACUGUAUAUAAUACUACAUUUCCAUGACGAUGUGAAAAAUGGAGCUAGUAGUGAUGUGCCCAAGUUCUCUCCGAUGUUUGCUGUAUGGUGGAUACUUUCAGGUGGAGCGCUAAGCUUUGAUUACCACCAAGCCGUGAAAUACGUGAUUUGAUUUGUUUCCAGCGUUUUUGAUGUGGGACUACAUCUUGUUACAUUGAUUGUCGUACACCAUCAGUAUGCUGAUACACUAAGUCAUACCAUUCAUGCUUUUACACAACAAAGUAAAAGUUAUCGGCAAUCAAUUUGAUUUAUUAUGCGUUCGUUCAUGGAAAUGUAUUUUUUUAGUCUGUGCUAUGCUGCAAUAUUGUUGUUGGAUGGAUAAUGUUUUUUAGCAAGAUUGGUGUGGGAUUUUCUCUAUCCUGUUUUAGUUUUUAAAAUCUUGCAUGAUAUCUUCUUUUUUUAAUACACAAAAGUCUCAUUAUUUAUGUUGGUUACAGUUGCUGCAUAUGAGAAUUGUAAUCAUAAGCCAUACAAAGUGACAUGUAUCUAUGCAAAACGAGAUAUGAAAUUCGAAUUUAUUUGAUAAACAUGGAUGCUUUAGACUAUGCAUGCUGAUUUGCUAAUGUUUUGAAGUAAUCUUUUUGUUAUUAUUACUACUACGGUAACCAUAUUCAUCACAAUUACCAAAGAAGUUUUAUUUAUAUGUUAGGACUCCUAUACACAAACAAAUGUAUUGAUUAUGUGUAAUGUAGUAAAUUACGAUUGUUUAGCACAUCUUAGGGUGCCCAUUGAGAAGAAGGUGUGCAUGAUUGUGAAACAAAAGUAAGAAGUCUGUUGAGAGUCAGAAAGGCAUUAGCUGCUAAACUUUUAUUCAGAUUUAAUGCCCUUCUAGCUCUCCAUAAAUAAUAAAUCAAAUCAAAUCAAAUCAGAUUAUAGACAAUAUCAGCACAAAUAUUUAAUAUUUAGAAGCUCCAUAUUCUUAAAUGUAAACUGGUCAUGAAUAUGGUAGCACUCAUAAUUACAAACAUUAUUUGAAUGAUUAGAACAACUUUUCUGCAUGAACAAUGAAAUUUCUAUAUCGAUCUUCACUAGCUACAAUAUAGUUUUUGGGUGGUCUUUUGUGAAUCCAAACCAUUAACGGACAGUAAUAGUGAUAAAUCAUUAUCGCAUACAUGUAUGUAUAUAUGAUUGACAACCCCAAUGCAGACAUGUACCGGUAUGUGUUUUUAUUUCUUGUUCAUGGAAACACAUCUGAUGCAUAUUACUUACAGCUUAUAUCUUUUGUCUUAGUUUUUGCAUUUUAAUGAAUAAGCAUGUACCAUCACAUCUGUAAAAAAAACUCUACAUAUCCUCAGGAUUUCUAUUCGUUUCUCUUAUAUACUUACAUGUUGAUAAAGGAUGUAUGUGCCAUGUACAUGAUAGCCAUAGUUGUUUUGUAUGUUAGUGAAUUUGUACAUGCUGAACCUAACAGUAUGCUAAACAGGGCCUCUGAUACCAUUAUGUUGCAAUAUUUUUGUACCACUGUGUAAUUUGGUCAAUUCAAUCUAUUUUUGUGUACUUAUGAUAAUAAACUACAUUGUUUGUAGAUUGGACUUCAAUUCAUUGUACUGAAAUGCAUUUAAAGAUUGUUUAUUUUUGUAUGGGAAUAAAAUAUGUAUUGCAUGAAGUCAUGGAAAUGUAAUGGACUGGUAGAAGACUGCAGUUAGGAAACAAAACGUCUCUUUUCUGAUUUCCUUAUAGAUUGGAAAUAGUCGAGGUUAUUCUUUAAAAAAUGGUGUCUAUAUGAAGUGUUCUGUGGGUUUUUAUUGGCCAAGCAUGUACACUAUUUUAAUCAGUGUACAUGUUGACAGGACUCAGUUGUGAAUGGUCCUCUUUACAUGUACUUCACUAGGAAUAACGUUGAAAUUUUGCAAGAAAAUUUGUAUGAUCUGAUGAAAUUGUCAUUUCCAGUCUCACCGUAACCCAAGCAUGUUGUUAGUGCUACAUAAUAACUUACCACAAAUCAUGUACUGGUAAAUUUCAUUGUUAUUGACUCUUGUUUGACCACCAAGCAUGUGACAUCCCUGUUGACUUAUAUCAUGUUCAAAAAAUUGAUAUUGUGCAUUAAUGCUUUUCCAAACAAAAUAAAUUAUUAUAGAUAAUCAUAUCAUACUGUUUGUUUCAACUCUAGGUGUGUUUCUUUUUACUUUUUCAACCCUUGAUUCCAAAGUAGAGACAUCUACGGUAGGACCUUUACAUGUACAAGAUAUCAUGUUAUACAUCACAGUUAAUUGUUACAUUUGACUCUUGUGUUAACAAAAGAUCAAUAGUCUGUGACUAGAUUAUUCUCAGCAUUUUAGAUAUCAAUCUGAAGCCUUACUUUGGAUUAAAUGCUUUGUUUAGGAGUGAGAGAGAGAGAGAGAUAAAUUGUGCAUAUAAUUAUUAUGCCGUUGUACGAUAAAUCAUACAGGCCUGGGCAAAAUGUUCCCUGCAUAUCACACAUACUUGUGAAGAAAAUGAAAUUAGAAGAAAAGAAUGAUAUAGUUACACAGAUAGCUUUUCAGAGGGAAGAUUCUGUGGAGGUAAAGUGGUUCAUUCACUUGACUCUCAAUCCAAGGGUCAAGGGUUCAAAUCCCAGACCGGCUCUAACGUCCUUUGGCAGGACAUUUAUCCACAUUUGCCACUAUCUACCCAGGUUUAAUUGAGUACCCGGCAAUUGCUGGGGUAAUAAUAAUUGCAGGGCUCUCAGGAAGAUCAGGAUUGAUGCUGAAAAAGGCUUCCCUCGGAAGAAAAAAUUGUAAUUGAUAUUAUUUUGUCAGCAAUGCAACAAAUAGCAACAUAUAAUUAUGUAUAAAAGCCACAUGUCUUUUAUCCAGUGUAUACAACAAUUCGCAAAGCUCUUUUGUCUUGUGAAGUGCAAAGAUAUUACUAAAUAUGUGAUGUGUUCUGAAGGAGAAUGGAAUAUCAUUAUUGCAUAUAACAAAGAAAAAAAGAAGAGUGUGAGAAAGAGGAUAGGCAUAACUAGACUGACAGAUAUGGGGAUUAAGAGCGAUUAAGCCAGGGUAUAAUGUUUGUGAUAGUAAACCAUUUUGUAUGUGGAAAUUAGAAGUAUAUGCAUGCUUGUUUUGUAUUGACAUGUUAACUUGCCUUAAUUAAGAUCUCGAUUCAAAGACGAUAUACAAUUGUCAUUCGUGUUUUAUUAUUUUACUGUAUAGGUGAACUGUAUAAUGUGAACUGUUUUGUUGAUGUUUGUAUAUGAGAUUGUAUAUUUCUUGUAGAUGAAGAGAACCAAAAAAUGAACAAUUAAAUGUACUAUCAAACAUA
Molecule: messenger RNA, 4940 nt
Organism: Strongylocentrotus purpuratus (purple sea urchin)
Lineage: Eukaryota; Metazoa; Echinodermata; Echinoidea; Camarodonta; Strongylocentrotidae
Product: kalirin
Exons: 12
Coding region: 149-1588 (479 amino acids)
Biological process (GO): intracellular signal transduction; protein phosphorylation; positive regulation of apoptotic process
Cellular component (GO): nucleus
Molecular function (GO): protein serine/threonine kinase activity; ATP binding; protein binding
Source: RefSeq, a predicted model, not a curated record